This is a messenger RNA of Bicyclus anynana (squinting bush brown), 2161 nucleotides long. RefSeq lists its product as uncharacterized. Gene Ontology annotation, cellular component: chitin-based extracellular matrix. Bases 45 to 2000 code for a protein of 651 amino acids. Lineage: Eukaryota; Metazoa; Arthropoda; Insecta; Lepidoptera; Nymphalidae. The transcript has a single exon. The record is from RefSeq and is a predicted model, not a curated record. Gene Ontology annotation, molecular function: structural constituent of chitin-based larval cuticle.
CCCACGCCUUAGCUCCGUCAUGCGGCUGCCGGCGGCCCGACGAGAUGAACCUGCUCCUGCUCCUCGCGUGCCUCGCCAGCGCGGCCUGCGCAGACAUCGCCAACUCCACCGAUGUCUCCACCACCGAACCACCAGACGCAACCAAUUCCACCAAAGAAAUUCUCAAGGCCAGUGAAACGGGCGAUCCGACCAAAACUGAAAUAGUAAAACAAAUCCGCCGUUUAAACGAAGACGGGUCCUACACCAUCGGGUACGAGGCCAACGAUGGAACGUUCAAAAUAGAGAGCCGUGAUGUUCUGGGAAACGUUAAAGGGACUUUUGGAUAUCUCGACGAAGGUGGGGAAAUUAAGCGGGUCACUUAUUCUUCGUCUGGAGACAGUACCCCGGUCCCUGUUACGACUAACACGACGCCGAGUCCACCGACAAUGGUCGUGAGGGUGAACAAAACGGUAUCGUCGACGACCAGGCGACCUCUGGCUACCGUGGUGUAUCCGACGCGAGGCAGCGCUACAACCAGGGGUACGGUGAUACAAGCGAUACCGCGGCGCAGACCUAGCUUGAUGCGGUCCCCGAUCGAGACGUCUACCGAAAACCAAAAGCUCGAAGAAACUACAUCCAGCUCUCAAAACCAUUAUCGGAAGGAAGACAUCAUGAAAACUCGGAUGCAUUCCUCCAAGACAGUGCCUGUGACAGUGAAAGACGACUUAGUUACUAAACAAACCACAACAACACCACAAACGUUAAAACCAGUGUAUGAGCAUCACAAUGAAAAACAACCCGAGGAACCUAAGUCUAAUGCCAUCCGACGUGAGCUAUCUGGAACGAGUUCCAAUCAUCACAUGGUAAGUCUACAGCAGUCUAUGGGAGACGAUUCGACUGAUGUAUACGGAAGUCAUCUGUCGCACGGAACUUUGCGUCCCCUGUUCACUACGACGACGAUUAGACCUAGACUCAUACACUCGUUGUUAGCGGCGAGGCAGAAAAUACAACAGCAAUAUCAUGACACGCAGCUGGAAGACCAGGAAACGACUUUAGAAGCGAGCACAGGCCGCGUUUAUCAACACGAAAGUGUGGUGACACCGAAUCCAGUGCCAGUGAUUCAUAUACCAGCCCACAGGCCCGAGGAAGAACGAGUUUACGAGCAGCCCGUGUACCAACGACCUUCGACUAUUCAAUUCAGAACGCAGGAAUACUUGAGAGACAAUCCCGGAGCGCCCAUACCGAUAGGCAACCAGCGGCCCUUUCUCCACUACGAAUACCAAGACAAAGUAUUGGAACCUCAGUACGGAAAGGAGCAUCAGCCGAAAGCGUCCGAGGCGUCAGCCGUACCGUACGAAAUAAGGCCAGUCACGAGAGUCGUCCAAAUUCCAGUAGACGAAAGAGGUGUUCCGCUCCAGGGCUACGAAGCGAGAUACGUGAACCCCUACCGAAGUCAGCCGCUGUUCCAGAGAUACGAACCGAUCGACGAAAUGCAGACCAUCUCAGCUCCAGUAAGUACGAGAGAUUUUAAGCGGUUGCUUCACAUUUUGAUACUAAGGCAGAAUCGUUUGCAAAGUCUGAUGGAUCAGUUGAUGCCGGGGCCGCCGUACCAGCCUUACCGCCGCGAGUCUUACCAGUCGCGGCAUUAUCAAGACGAUGAUCGUUACGAUUACAGAUACGAACCGCGGUACAGGCAAGACGUGUACUCCAACCAAGUGCAAUAUGACGACCAGUACGAGAGCCAAAGAUACACGCCUCGACGGAGAUACACCCGUCCGUACGAUUCGCAAAGCUCCGCAUCCAACCACAUCGAUGAAAUACCCGAAUAUCUUCCAGUAGAGAUCAGAGAAGCAUUGCUUCUGAAAAUGCUUCUGCUCGCCAUCAACCCCGACUACGUGCCAACCCCUGCGCCGGCCACAGAGCUCACGACCGCAGCGCCGCCGCGGAAACAGGUGAGAAACGUCCAAAUACUCGGAGAAGAAGCUUCAACAAACACAAAAGCACCACAGAGCAGACAUUGAGUAGUUAAAUAUAUUUAUUAGUAGAACAGGUCAAGUGAUAGUUAUAAGGAACACAAUACUCGAUGGUAUUAAUAUUUUUACGCUACGCUAAUGUAUAUAGUUUUGAUACAUAGUUUGUAGAACUGUUUUAAUUAUUUAGAUAAAAAAUUCCACUUUAAAAA